Molecule: messenger RNA, 966 nt
Organism: Brettanomyces bruxellensis
Lineage: Eukaryota; Fungi; Ascomycota; Pichiomycetes; Pichiales; Pichiaceae
Exons: 1
Coding region: 1-966 (321 amino acids)
Source: RefSeq, a predicted model, not a curated record
AUGUCCGACUCCCCAACUCAGGAAGAUGAAGAGAAGUUAAAGCAGGAAAAAUUGGAUCAGGCCAGAAAGAGAUUUGAAACACUCAAAAAGAAGAAUAAAAAGAAAGCGAAACAUAAAAAGAGACAGCCAGUGGAACAAACAGCUGAUGCAAAGGAAAAAUCCGACGAAACAAGAGAAAAUGAUGUUAAUAAAAGUAAGGUACAAGAUGAUAAUGAAAACAAGGCAAAUGAUGAAGUAACAACCUCAAAAAGUGAUGCUGAAAGCACAGAAACAAAUGGAGACAACAGUCAAGAAAAUGAGAAAGUUACGAAGAGUGAAUCAGGGGAAGAAAAUGUGAAAACUGAUGCUUUGACAACAAAAUUGAACGACGAUCAAGAUGACCAAGACCAACAGCAACCACCUGUUGUUAAGGAAGAGGUGCUGUCAGAAAAAGAAGAUCAGGAUGGAAAGGACAAACCACUUGAAGAGAUUCUUGCUUCUAAAGAAGGCAAUAAAGAAUCUGCAUUUUUAGAUGAUGAACUUCGUUCGCAGGUGAGGAAGGUUUCAGAUGAGUUGAACCAGUCGUUGGAGGAAGUGAAGAAACUAAAAAAGGAAAACUCGGAUCUAAAAGUGGCAAAAAUAAGCGCAGAAUUGGAACUUGAAGAUGUGAAGAAUAACUACGAAACUGCUCAACAACAGAUUAAACGAUUAGAAUCAGAAAUCAGCAGGCUUAAGACCGACAAAUCCGACAUUAUUAAGAACAAUACUUCUUUAGUCAGCGAGCGCAAUUCAGAUGAGGAUAGUGAUGCUUUUUCAGAUCACAUCUCAAAAGCGUAUAACUCUUAUUCGCAACCCGCAUAUGGUGUGGCAAAUAACGGAUAUCCUACUAGUGAGCAGAUGAAGCAAAAUUUCGCCUCUUGGAAAGGAUAUAACAUUGAUAUGAGAGAUUGGAGAAGUAUAGGUAUGGGACCAAUAUUGAAUCUCUAA